CACGAGCCCUGAUUCACCUAGUUGAGAUGUGGCGGGCGGCACUUCUGCAGCGUUGCUGAGUAGAGAAAGGAAUCCUGGCUGCCGUUGAAGUCGGAGAUGCUAGCGGGGCUGGCUUGGCAGGCAAUGCUGCUCCCCGCUGGCCACGACAUUGCUCUGAUGCUGGCCAGGGAACCAAGCUGGUCUGCGUACUGGCACCUGUCUCAGCGGGUCCUGUCACGUCUUCUCAGGGCCAGGCUGCUCAGGGAAGCCCCGCCAACGCAAGGCCCAAAUCAGAAUCUGUGCAUACCACCGCUGUUCAGCUUGGCACCACAAGUGGGCAGCCGCGCUAGUAGCGUAGUUGGCUUUUACGGCCGAUGUGCGACCACUAGCGAUCAUGAGAUCCCAAGCACACACUUUCCACAUGACUACUGGUUGCAUGCCCGCCACUUCUCCAGUGGCGCCAGCAGUGGCGGUGGCGGUGCUGUGGAAAGAAGCGCUGCGAUGGAGGAGGCCAGGGGGCGGGGGAUGGGGGGCCAGGAUGGGAGCAGCCGCGUGAUGAGCUUCACCGCCGUGCAGGCACAUGACCCCACCAAGCUGCACCUCGCAGCCUACCCCAGGGUGGUCCUGUGCCGCCUGGCCGGGCUUCCGCUGCGAGACCUGCGCUCCAUUGACCCUGCCUUCAAGUCCCAGUACCCCGCCAUCCUGGUCCGCCCCGCCUGCAUCCUGGUGUCUCUCUUUGAUCAGCGCGCCAUCAUCACCGCCCGCGAGGUCCUCGUCUUUGACCCUGAGUCGCGUGAUGCCUGGGGCGGCGGCCGCCCGCGAAUACCCCCCCUCGCGCGCCUCCUCGCACAGCGCCUGCAGACAAACAGGGACGAGCCAGCCGACACUGCAAGUCCGCUGAAAGAAGAGCAGGACACGAUGCAAGAGUUGGACAGCUGUCGGAAGUGCGGGCAGACCAGGGCGGAGUUGAAUGGCGGGGUGGAGGCUGUACGGGAGGGUUCGUCCGAGCUAUACGCCCCGCUGCAGGCGCUGCGCAUGGCGCAGCUGAUGGACCGGGAACGGCUGUACCGCGUUAAGCGCGACGAGCGCUGGCUACGGGGGGUGACAGAGUCGCUGCAACAGGCAGCCAAGGAAGCGGGGGUUCCACUCUCGAGCAGCGUACAAGAGCUGGAGGCGCGCGCGGCCAGUUUGGCAGUGCAACGGAGAGAGAUCAAGCACCGGCUGGCGGCCCGGCAGGCGGACAUCUUCCGGGCGCGCGAGAAGGUGCUGUCGAGCCGCAUCGGGCGGACGCUGCAGGACGGGCGGGAGCGGCACGCAGAGGCAGUGACGUCAGCGGCGCUAGUGGGCAUGUUCAGCGAGGCGAACAGCGUGCGUGACAAGCUGGGCCUGGCGCCUUACGCUCUGUUGCCAGAGGGGAUGGCGGGGGGGGAAAGAAAGCUGGCCGUAGGACCCCCUGAGGAGUGCCGGCACCAUUGGACGGAGUGGGAGUGCGCCGGGCCGCGGUCACCAGUGACUGCCACGUCACCUGCGGCGCUGAUCCAGAGGGGACUUCCUGAGGCCGCACUGCCGUUCGAGCUGCGCGUGCUGGAGGUGAUCCUGGACGACACGUGCCGCACGCUGGCGGACAAGUAUGACGGGUUGCGGCCUGACGUGGAGGGCGUACUGGACAAGCUGGAGGCGAACGUGAAGCACCGCCGCGCGCUGCAGCAAGAAGAGCAGACCAAGCUUAUGGGCCUCAAAACAAGAUUGCUGCGGCUGCAAGGCGAGGUCGGCGCGAUCAAGGCCGCGCUCGAGAGCAUCCUCGACAACGACGAGGACAUGUCCGAUCUUUACCUGACCGCAAAAGCAGCUGGCAGGCCCCCACACAAGGAUCAGCACGAAGAGGCGGAGGAGCUGUUGGAGAAUGCGGCGCGGCGCGUCGACGACGUGGAGAGCACGCUGUCGCAGCUGAUGGAGAAAAUGAGCUUCCGGGAGGAGCACAUGCGCACCAUGCUCGACAGUCAAAGGAACGAGCUGCUCCGGCUGGACGUACGGCUGAAUUUGGGCACAUUUUCCAUCGCAUCUGGGGGCACGGUUGCUGCCCUCUUUGGCAUGAACUUGUUUUCCGGGUUGGAGGAGAGCCCGUAUGCCUUCCUUGCGGUUGCUGGUUCCGUGGUGGGCUUGUCGGCCUUGUUCUAUAGCUCAAUUCUGAGACACUCUGUAAAGAAAAGGAUACUGUAAAUAAGGACGACAAUGAGACUCCGUUAUACAUCGAAAUCUCCUGUGGGGCCUGCUUGGGCCUUCAAAAUCCAUGGUGCGC
Molecule: messenger RNA, 2278 nt
Organism: Klebsormidium nitens
Lineage: Eukaryota; Viridiplantae; Streptophyta; Klebsormidiophyceae; Klebsormidiales; Klebsormidiaceae
Source: the annotation of a GenBank genome assembly